This is a messenger RNA of Nematolebias whitei (Rio pearlfish), 626 nucleotides long. Its product is annotated as phosphatidylinositol 4-phosphate 5-kinase-like protein 1. Lineage: Eukaryota; Metazoa; Chordata; Actinopteri; Cyprinodontiformes; Rivulidae. The transcript is spliced from 5 exons. Gene Ontology annotation, molecular function: phosphatidylinositol kinase activity. The coding region runs from base 72 to 626 and encodes 184 amino acids. The record is from RefSeq and is a predicted model, not a curated record. Gene Ontology annotation, biological process: phosphatidylinositol metabolic process.
UCAGAACCGGCUGACCCGAGGAAGCUGGGUGGUUCCGGACCGAUUCUAAGGGUUGGCUCUGUUCUCUGUGGAUGGAGUCACCAGCUGCAGGAGCCCUGGGGAUGUCCACGCAGCGCCGCCGCCACUCCGUGAAAAUCAGGAGGUGGGGGGGUCUGAGGCAGCAGUGGAAACUUCUGGGUCUGUUUGAGAUCGAUCCCAACCACGAGUUCUACAGCCUGACCCAGAUGAUGAAGGAAGGGCUGGCUGCAGCUAUCGAGAACACCACUGGCUGCCCCCCCAUGAACCAACUGUCCAAGGAAGACUUUGGGUCCGAGGUCACUCAGAUCCAUCAGUCCUUCACUAUGCAGACGUUUGCCGGCCCGGUGUUCUCCAGCCUGCGAGGAUCUUUGGGUUUGACAGAAGCUGAAUAUCUAGAAUCUCUGUGCUCAGAAAGCUGCUACCUUCAGUUCAUCAGUAACUCCAAGAGUAAAGCUGACUUCUUCCUGACAAACGACAAACGGUUCUUCCUGAAGACUCAGAACAGAAGAGAGAUUAAAUUCCUUCUGACCAACUUGGAGGUUUACAUGGACCACCUGAAGAAGUUCCCUCACUCGCUGCUCGUCAAGUUCUUAGGCCACAGUCUGUGA